Messenger RNA from Purpureocillium takamizusanense, 1587 nucleotides. RefSeq lists its product as uncharacterized. NCBI's taxonomy places the organism in Eukaryota, Fungi, Ascomycota, Sordariomycetes, Hypocreales, Ophiocordycipitaceae. The coding region runs from base 1 to 1587 and encodes 528 amino acids. The record is from RefSeq and is a predicted model, not a curated record. The transcript is spliced from 2 exons.
AUGUCUUCGCGGCCGUUGCCGGCGCUCGCCCCGCGCGCCCCGGGCAGCGCCCCGGACGUGGCCGAGCGGGCCAUGUCGAGGGAGCACAGCGAGGCGGAAUGGAAGUCAAUGAGGGGCGUCAUCGAGCAGCUCUAUAUCCAUGAAAACCGCAAGCUCGUCGAGACCAUGGCGAUUCUCGAGAGCAGGUACGGCUUCGCUGCGACGGCGCAAAUGUACAAGAAGCGCCUGAAGAAGUGGGACAUUCGCAAGCGGACGUACAGAAAGACGCCCGACGGUUCCAGCGCCUCGACGCCGGCGCCAUCGGCGGCCACGUCGGACGGCAUCGACGCUGUCGCGGACACCCCUGCCGAGGAGGCGCCCCCGUCUCGUGCUGCCGUCGCCAGCGCCCAGCCGCUGGCCGUCGAACGCGUCCGCCGGCCCGCGGGGCCGUACGCCGGUCUCGAGCUGGUCCUCGACAGCGUCUUCGCGUGGAGCCUGAGCAAGCUGCAGGCGCACCGGAGCGGCUCGGAUCCCAUGUCCAGGUAUCUCGCGAACCCGAACCAGCCGCCGCUGCAGGACAGCCGGACCAUGUACCGCACCUUUGAGCUCGUCUUUGACCUCUGGUACUACGGCCGGGGCCAGCUUGCGGGUAUGGCCGCGCGUAAGGCGUUUUUCGCGCUCGAGUUUGUGCUCACCGAGGACCACCCGGACCUCGUGUGGCACAUCCUGGACACGGUCUACGACAUGGUCGACCGCGGGCACAUCCAGCUGCUCGGCAUGUUCCUCCCGCACGCCACGGCGCUCGCCACGAGGCAGCUGCCGGCGAACCACCCGCUGCUUCGGAUACUGGAGCAGCUGAUGAGGUGCGACUACCAGACGGAGGCCGGCAGGCAGCAGGUCUGCCACAUGCUGCGACAGGCGUGGCUCCGGAACACGGACAUCCUCACCGACCGCAUCGGAUCGCGGGCGCCGCAACACCUCUGGCUCUACGAACAGCUCAUAUGGGACGGCCGGACGCGGCUGCGCAGAGGGGACGAGCUGGCGCGGAGGCGGGAGGCCAUGCUGGGCGCGCUCGAAGGGCUCCGCGGCCGGCGCGAGCCAUCGCCAGCGGGGGAACAGGAGGAGCAGGAGGAAGACGAGGAGGGGGAGGAGGAGGCUAGGGACGACGACGACGACGACGGUUCGGAGGCACUCCGGAUCCGCGCGCUCAUGCUCGAGUACACGCAGAUGGACCUCGGCGACCGGCAGGCGGCGGAGCGACUCGCGGUAGACUUGCUGGAGCGGACGACGACAUCGGCGGAGGCGGGGGACACGCGGACCAAGGCGCGGUUCCACGCAUAUGCGCGCAAGAUGCUGGCGCGCCUGCAGCAGGAGCGGCAGGAAUGGGGGCGGGCCGAGGAGAACCUGCGGUGGGCGGUGACGAAGCGCGAGGCGGCGCACGGCGGCGAUUCGGACCUGCGCGUGAUCCGCGACCUGUGGGUGCUGGCGGCGCACUUUCAGCGGGCGGGCAUGCACGAGGCGGCGGAGCAGACGACGCAGGAUGCGCUCGCGCGGGCGGCCCGUUAUCUAGGUGCGGGCGGCGACGACGACGGCGAGGGGAGCGGAUGA